Molecule: messenger RNA, 1439 nt
Organism: Globicephala melas (long-finned pilot whale)
Lineage: Eukaryota; Metazoa; Chordata; Mammalia; Artiodactyla; Delphinidae
Source: RefSeq, a predicted model, not a curated record
UGCAGGGACGCGGUUUGAGCUCCCGCCCCCCCAUGGCGUCGUUGCCGCCAUGACGGGCCUAGUGCUGCUGUACUCCGGGGUCUUCGUGGCCUUCAGGGCCUGCCUGCUCGUCAUGGGAAUCUGCUACGCCAGUUUUGACUUGGGCUCCCGCUUUGAUGUGGCAUGGUUCCUGACGGAGACUUCCCCCAUCAUGUGGUCAAACCUGGGCAUUGGCCUAGCUAUCUCCCUGUCUGUGGUUGGGGCGGCAUGGGGCAUCUGCAUCACUGGCUCUUCCAUCACUGGGGAAGGGGUGAAGGCCCCCAGGAUUAAGACCAAGAACCUGAUCAGCAUCAUCUUCUGUGAGGCUGUGGCCAUCUACGGCAUCAUCAUGGCGAUUGUCAUUAGCAACAGGGCUGAGCCUUGCAGUGCCACUGACCCCAAGGCCAUUGGCCAUCAAAACUACCAUGCAGGCUACUCCCUGUUUGGGGCUGGCCUCACAGUGGGCCUGUCUAACCUCUUCUGUGGAGUCUGUGUGGGCAUCGUGGGCAGUGGAGCCACCUUGGCUGAUGUGCAGGACCCCAGCCUCUUUGUAAAGAUUCUCAUUGUGGAGAUCUUUGGCAGUGCCAUCGGCCUCUUUGAGGUCAGCGUUGCAAUCCUUCAGACCUCCAGAGUGAAGAUGGGUGAUUAGAUGAUCUGUGUGGGUGGGGCUACCCCCCCACUCUUAUUUAUUUGUGGUUUUCCCGGGACAGCUGGAGCUGUGCCCCUUAGGCUUUCAGGGGGCUUGGUGUUCAGGGCCCUCCCUGCACUCACUUCUGCUGCCUGUGGACUUGGAGGCACUGCCUGGCUGGACCCUCAGUGUGGCGAGUGGGCUGCUGAUGACCGUGUGCAGCUUUGCACCCGUGUCCCACCUCUACCUCCAACCCAUCUUCCCAGUGUUUGUGAAAUAAACAUGGUAUUGGUCUGGGUCAAAAAAAGUGAAAGGGAAAUGUGUUAUAAUUCAGAAGCUUUAAUUUUCAACAAAUCACUAGCCUCAUAUAUCUUCCUCUUGUUGGAGUUUUUAUUCUUACUGUUGCUCAUACUGCCCUCUCUCUGCUCAGUGGUUUUUGGUUCAUUUUUAAUUUUUUGUGGCCUCAUCUGUCUCUACACAGCCAGACCUGAGAACUGAUUCCAGGGAGCCUCGAUGCUGAGUCACAGUGGAACACACGUUUGCAGUAAGCUCUUGCACACUUGCCCUUGGGCGUCAGGCCCCUGUGGCCCACCAGGCCAUAUUCCUGGGACCAGAGGUUUGCCCACACUAUGCGAUUGACGAGGAGGUUUGAAUGGUGGUUACGGUGCCUGCUGUCCUUGUGGGUCCAGCAGUCAAGAAUCCCAGGUGUCUCCCAUCCCAUGGAGCAGUAGUCAGGCCUGGUCAAUGGUUCUUGUUGACUAGUGGGCUGCAGAGUCAUUUAACGUGACUCUAA